CUGGUAACUUUUUCCGAGGAGUAUAUAAACCCUCAAGUUUGACAGGAUCCUCAUCUUGUUGGCUGACCAGUGUCGCAUAGGAUCACAUACAUUACCAGUGUCAUCAUGCUUCGUCUUGUUCUCCUCGCCUUGGUGGGCAGUGCCCUCGCUGUUUACGAUGAGCAUCAUCUUGCUCCAAAAUUCAACGACUUCUGCAAGAAGUGCAUCGAAGAGAGAAAUGGCGUAGGCUACUACGAGAACCCAGAAGACUGCAAAACUUAUCUCCAGUGCGAUUUGGAUGAUGACCUUAACAUCAAGGUUCACGUGAAGGAAUGUGCUGAAGGCACCCUCUUCGACGGUACCAUUGUUACCUGCGUUCCAUGUGAGGUCGCCACCUGCCCAGGCAGCAAGGUCCCAUACCCACAGUGCCCACCAAGAACCGCCCCACCAACCACCACCCUCGCUUACACCACACUUCCCCAGUUUGAUGGCAAAUGUGACGGCCCUGACGGAUGGACCUACUUGGCCGUGUGGGGUGAUGCCAACACCUUCUACAGAUCCCAGACCCUUGGUGAUGAGACCAGAAUCGAGCGUGUCAGCUGCGGACAGUGGGAGUUCAACGUCAAGAGAUGCAUGUGCAUGGUUCCAGAUCUCCAGGCUAUCGCCCUGUGGCCUUUCGAUGAGAACACCGACACCACCGUCGAUAACUUCUGGACAGACUGCGCUGGUGUAGAGCUUUUGGACGGUAAAGUCGGAUACGCUGCUCACUUCAACGGCACCGUCCACUGCGAGGUCCCACGUUUCAACAACUACCCAUGGGGAUCUGCCCUUACCAUCUCUUUCUGGUACAAGAACGCUGCUCACGCCAAGAACGACCGUGAGGGUCUCCUCAGCAACGGCAACUGCGCUAUCGAGCCAACCAUCUCCUUCUGGUCUGACCGCGGCUAUCUUGGAGGCCGUGUCCUGGUCAACAACAACGGCACCCUCCUCACCGUCGACCUCGGCAAGAACGGUGGCAGCGGCUGGAACCACGUCGCCAUGGUCUACGAUGGUCUCAGACUGGUGCUUUACGUCAACGGAAAAGUUAUGGUUGAUGAAAUCGCUGUCGGCGCUAUCCCAGCUACCCUUGCUCCACUGUACAUGGGCAGAGACUUGAACUGCGAGGCCGUCGAUGCUCGUUUCAGCAACACCAACCUUGUUGGAUUCCUCGAUGAGGUCCAGAUCUACGACUGGGCUCUUACCGACGCCAUGAUCUGGAAGCUCAAUGCUGGAGAGAGAAACAUCAAGAUGGCCAGAACCGACUAGAUUUUGAGAAUAUGAAAACAAAUUGAUUUCAUCUUAAGUUACCUGUCAAUUAUAAUUUGUGGAAAAUCUGCAAUGACCUGUCAUUAACGGACCCAGCUGUCAUACAUAAACGUUCAGUUCAUCUCUUUUUCAUUUAGGUUUUUUUCGCUUCAUUAUUGUAACACCUAAUACAAAUUUGAAGAAAUUUAUUUUCCACAUCUGUCAAAGGGAAAGACUUAUCCUUUAUGAGGAUAAGGAACUCCACCUGCUUCUACAUCCAUUGAGAUCAUACGCACUUUGUCAUAUCUUUAAUGGUGUUGACUUUAAUUUUCAUCGAAUUACUGAAGUAUAUACAUACAGUAUGUCUGAAUAAAUUAUUUGCUAUAUAA
This is a messenger RNA of Lingula anatina, 1652 nucleotides long. RefSeq lists its product as uncharacterized. Gene Ontology annotation, cellular component: extracellular region. The record is from RefSeq and is a predicted model, not a curated record. Gene Ontology annotation, molecular function: chitin binding. NCBI's taxonomy places the organism in Eukaryota, Metazoa, Brachiopoda, Lingulata, Lingulida, Lingulidae.